UUGCGUCGGCCCAAUGGGAGCUGCGCGCCGGCCUCCCCUUUAAGGAAUGUUGUGACCUGACGUCACCGGGCGAGUUACCUCCCGCAGCCGCCGCCGCCGGGCUCAGCGCGAGCCCCGGAGCCCUUGAGCGCGAGGCGCGGAGCCCCCGGAGCCCCCGGAGCCCCCGAACCGCAGCCACAUCCUCGCGUCGCGCGCCCCGGAGUCCCGGCCUGCGCGCCCUGCCGGGCCCGCGCGAUGCCCUCGGACCGGCCUUUCAAGCAGCGGCGGAGCUUCGCCGACCGCUGUAAGGAGGUGCAGCAGAUCCGCGACCAGCACCCCAGCAAGAUCCCGGUGAUCAUCGAGCGCUACAAGGGUGAGAAGCAGCUGCCAGUCCUGGACAAGACCAAGUUCCUCGUCCCAGACCAUGUCAACAUGAGCGAGUUGGUCAAGAUCAUUCGGCGCCGCCUGCAGCUGAACCCCACGCAGGCCUUUUUCCUGCUGGUGAACCAGCACAGCAUGGUGAGCGUGUCCACGCCCAUUGCCGAUAUCUAUGAGCAGGAGAAGGAUGAGGACGGCUUCCUCUACAUGGUCUACGCCUCCCAAGAAACCUUCGGCUUCUGAGCCAGCAGUAGGGGGGGGGUUGGUCUGGGAGUGGGGGGCCCUGUCAGGUUCUGCCCAGGGAGCUCCUGAGCUGAGCUAUCCCUGGUGGGCUGGGCAGGGAUGUGCCCCCUAGCUAGGGGGCACCAGCCAGCCUACCAUGCCCUUGGGUGGAUCCCAAGCCAGUCAUGUUAGGACUGCCCCUCUGGGUGCUGCCUGGGAUGGGAGAGGGUAGACAGCAGCCCCCAGCACCCCUGCUCUGUGUGGUUUGUCUUUUUUUAGGCCCCUGCCUGUCUUCCCAUCUGCCCCUCACCCACCUGAAGCUCUGCCCCCCUGCCUGGACCUGCCCACACCUGACAGACUGGUCCCUGGCUCCCGCGGUCUCCACAUGGUGUAUGGAUCUGUGGUCAUUGUCCCUCUGCAGAAUAAAGAUUGCUCAGGCCUGCCUGGC
Molecule: messenger RNA, 1027 nt
Organism: Otolemur garnettii (small-eared galago)
Lineage: Eukaryota; Metazoa; Chordata; Mammalia; Primates; Galagidae
Gene: MAP1LC3A
Product: microtubule associated protein 1 light chain 3 alpha
Exons: 4
Coding region: 235-600 (121 amino acids)
Biological process (GO): cellular response to nitrogen starvation; autophagosome assembly; autophagy of mitochondrion
Cellular component (GO): autophagosome membrane; cytosol; autophagosome
Molecular function (GO): ubiquitin protein ligase binding
Source: RefSeq, a predicted model, not a curated record